AUGACAACCUCGUCAGAUAUGUGUACUGGCGUUCCAGAUGCCAUUCUUCUAGGCAGUAGCCACAAGGGUAAAAAGAGGCUAUUGUCUGUGUGUCCAGGGGCACAAGAUCAAGAAGAAGACUCAGCCCACCAGCCACUACCUCUUAAGAAAAAACGACUAGAUCUUAAUUUACAUUUAGGUCUUCCGGGGGUUGAAGAAAAUGUCCAAGCUAACCCAGCUUCUUCAUCACUAUUAGCAAUUGAAUCCACAGAUGGAGCUAGUUUGGAAGGUGAUCAAACUGACUUUAAAAUCUCUCAAAUCAAGCAGGUAACAUGA
Molecule: messenger RNA, 315 nt
Organism: Puccinia graminis f. sp. tritici CRL 75-36-700-3
Lineage: Eukaryota; Fungi; Basidiomycota; Pucciniomycetes; Pucciniales; Pucciniaceae
Exons: 3
Coding region: 1-315 (104 amino acids)
Source: RefSeq, a predicted model, not a curated record